Molecule: messenger RNA, 1154 nt
Organism: Coccomyxa subellipsoidea C-169
Lineage: Eukaryota; Viridiplantae; Chlorophyta; Trebouxiophyceae; Coccomyxaceae
Product: MOSC-domain-containing protein
Exons: 5
Coding region: 1-825 (274 amino acids)
Molecular function (GO): molybdenum ion binding; pyridoxal phosphate binding; catalytic activity
Source: RefSeq, a predicted model, not a curated record
AUGACACUGAUCUCCACCGCACUCCCUCCAGAAGCCCUCACCCAGGAGUGGACUAAGCUUGGGCCCGACGCCAGCCUGACCCUCAGCGCUCCAGGAAAGGAGCCCUUGCAGGUGCCCCUGGUGCCGCGGCCGGUGGAGGAUGCAGAGCUGAAGGAGUGCACGUGCUGGGACUGGAAGGGGCUCGCACAGGAUGAGGGAGAGGAAGCUGCCGAAUGGCUGACUGACUUCCUGGGCAAACCUGCCCGGCUUGUGCGCUACAUAGGUACUCCCGGGGCCGGCGAUGCACUGGCAGACCCGAAGCGCCGCGAGUGUGAGCUGCCAUUUGGAAAAGGCGUUGAGACGGCGUUCGCUGAUGGCUACCCUUUCCUCAUCACCACCGAGUCCUCGCUGGCGGACCUGAACACGCGGAUGCCGGAGCCGCUGCCCAUGAACCGCUUCCGCCCCAAUUUGGUCAUCGAUGACAGCGUGGAGCCCUGGGCGGAGGACGACUGGCAGGAGCUGACCGUUGUGGGCCCGCCAGACCGCAAAGUGGAGUUUGUGUCGCUCAAGCCCUGCUCACGCUGCAAGGCGCGCCGCUUCUCGCCUGCACUGCUUAGUCGUGCUGCUGUGACCACCACGGAUCAGGAGACUGCGGCGGUGGGCAAGGAGCCACUGAUGACGCUGGGCAAGUUCAGGAGCGGCAAGCUGCUGGGCUGGUCUGCGCUGGCGUCCUGGAAGCACGAGGUGUUCUUCGGCUGGAACCUGACCGCCACCUCACCCGGCACUGUCGCUGUCGGGGAUGACAUCAUCGUCACUCGCAAACGCACCACCGCCCUUGCCGCCUGAUGCGCGCCCCCGGUUACUAAGCCGGCAGGGGACUCUAAUCUAAACAUAAUGGUCCAGAAGAAUGCAUAAUGGACUCGAGGGAUUGCUUUUUUAAAGUUUGUGUUUCCCAUGUCAGUGCAUGCCCUAGAAUCUUCGGGCUGCCAACCAAACCUCCCAACAAAUUCACUUGGUGGCCACUCUUGAGAUCCUGACACAUCUGUUGCAACUGGAGAUUGGCACUCGGCUCAAGGUUUUCCUGCUUUGCAAUCUGCCAAAGGUAUCACUUGUGAUCAAGCCUACGUUUUCCCACAGCAAGACCACUAAACUUGACAAUAAUCUGUAAGAGGUCC